Molecule: messenger RNA, 385 nt
Organism: Macrosteles quadrilineatus (aster leafhopper)
Lineage: Eukaryota; Metazoa; Arthropoda; Insecta; Hemiptera; Cicadellidae
Product: calphotin-like
Exons: 2
Coding region: 13-342 (109 amino acids)
Source: RefSeq, a predicted model, not a curated record
UCCCUGUUGUGCAUGAUGAUUAGACUGUGUGACUGUUGUAUAAAUAGUCUCCACACCAUUCCAGUCCACGACAGUCUACACAGGCCUACAAUGUCUCCUGCACUGAUUGUAUUGUUGGCUGCCAUCGGGUGUGCUGUUGCUGCCCCCGCCCCUCAAUUUAUUGCCCCUGUAGUUUCUGCCCCCGUAGUUGCUGCCCCCGCAGUAGUCACCGCCACUAGCUCACAGUACAUUGCCCGGAACUACAAUGGAGUGGUCGCCCCGCCUGCAGUUGCAGUGGCUGAGCUACCUUACACCUACCCUGCUGAAGUUGCGCCUGCAGUGGAGCCUGUUUACUUCAUCUAACUACAAACCUUAUAAUGACGGAUAAACAUAGCUAUACUUCUUA